Messenger RNA from Nothobranchius furzeri (turquoise killifish), 2291 nucleotides. RefSeq names its product beta-1,3-galactosyl-O-glycosyl-glycoprotein beta-1,6-N-acetylglucosaminyltransferase. NCBI's taxonomy places the organism in Eukaryota, Metazoa, Chordata, Actinopteri, Cyprinodontiformes, Nothobranchiidae. The record is from RefSeq and is a predicted model, not a curated record. Gene Ontology annotation, cellular component: membrane. Gene Ontology annotation, molecular function: beta-1,3-galactosyl-O-glycosyl-glycoprotein beta-1,6-N-acetylglucosaminyltransferase activity.
AACAAGCAAAUACUCCACUUCAUACAGUGGAUGCCUUUUAGUUCACAAUAUUUGAAGUUGAGGAGGAAUUUAGAUUUGACCACAGGAACUGCGACAAAUGGAACAACUCAUCUACCAGCUGAAGGAAGUUUGAAAAAUAAUCUCCAUUCAUGGGAAACGACAAAUAUCAGAAAUUUCCUUGUUCAUGAAAUGGCACUGUUUUUUAUUAUUUCAGACAGUUUACACAGACAAAAGAAAGAUAUGUUUUAAUGGUAAAGAACAGCAUUAUAAAAUUCCCAGAUCCCUAUAAAACCAUCCUAGAUGAGGAAUUCUUAAAACAAUGUGGUUGCUGAGGCUGGGAAGUCAGCGGCGGUACCUGAAACUCAUCGUUGGACUAGCAUCUCUGUGGAUGCUUUACCUAGCCACUCAUCUGGACACAGGCACGGUCUCUGGACUAAUCCACAGUUACAGCUGGCUGGAGUAUACAAAUGAUGAUGGAGGCCCAGAGAAAGCGUGUGACUGUUUAGGAAUCAUACAAGGAAAGCAGGAAUCUCUGGAGCAGGCCAAACUAUUGACCUUAACCAAAAAGUUUCGCAAGAGUGCUCUGAUCCCAAAUGAGUUUUAUAUCAAUGAAACCCGGGACUGCAGGAGAUUCAAGUCAAGGAGGAAAUACAUAACUUUUCCUUUAAGCAAAGAAGAAGAAGACUUUCCUUUGGCUUAUUCGAUGGUUGUUCAUCACAAGGUGCAGAACUUUGAACGUCUACUGCGGGCCAUCUAUGCACCUCAGAAUAUUUAUUGUGUCCACGUGGACAAAAAAUCUGCCCCGUCUGUAACAUCUGCCAUCCAGGCCAUCACUUCCUGUUUCCCCAACGUCUUCAUGGUCAGCGAGGCGGUCAGUGUUGUGUACGCUGGCUGGUCUCGUGUCCAAGCUGAUCUGAACUGUAUGGCUGACCUUUACUAUGGCAGUGCCAAAUGGAAAUACUUCAUCAACCUCUGUGGCCAGGACUUCCCUCUGAAAACCAACUUGGAGAUGGUUCGAAUGCUGCAGUCACUGAAGGGCAGCAACAGCUUGGAGUCAGAGAGCCUGCCUGCAGAAAAACAAAAGAGGAUAUCAUAUGUUUAUAAUGUUAUUAAUGGGCAAAUCAAGAGAACUAGAAUUUCAAAGAAACCACCUCCCUUCAACCUGCCCAUCAAGUCAGGAAGUGCCUACAUCGUGGUUACUCGAGGUUAUGUCCGCAGCGUGCUGGAAGACUCCAGAAUUGAGGAGCUUAUCAAGUGGUUUAAAGAUACCUACAGUCCUGAUGAGCACUUCUGGGCAACCAUUCAACGCAUCUCUGGUGUUCCUGGCUCAAGUUGGCCCAACCGUAAGUACGACCAGACGGAUAUCAGCGCAGUGGCCCGGCUGGUGAAGUGGCAGUCACAUGAGGGGUCACAGGAUUCAGAGUCAGCGGUGUACCCUGAGUGCCAAGGCAACCAUGUCAGGUCAAUAUGUGUGUACGGCGCUGGAGACCUGCAGUGGCUUCUAGAGCAUCACCAUUUUUUUGCUAACAAGUUUGACAUAGAAAUGGAUCCCAUUGCUGUCUUCUGCUUGGAGAAACAUCUCAGACAUAAAGCUCUGGCUGAGGCAGAGUAGUUGGAGACCUUUCUAUACAGCAGAGGUGCUGAAACAUCUGAUGCGUAGCUCAGUCCUGAAAUGGCUAAUCGUUCAUAACUGUUGUGUGUGUAAAAACGGUAAAGAAAGUUAUGAUUGACACGAUUAACCAGCUGAUUAACCAGCUAUUUGCACAGGUUGGCUUCUCCAAUGUGAAAUAAAGAAGCAGCAUGUACAGUCUGAGUUUAUAUUUUCAAUUGUUCACAAAGCUAUCAGCUAAACUUGACUGCUAACAUUCUGAACUUUGACUGACCUUGAAAUGUGAGAAUCAUGUACCCUGACUUCUUGCUCUGAUAUCCUUGUGAGUCAGUGGUAUUUUUUUCUGGCUUCCAUAAGUAUGUCACACAAUUGUUCCACCUAAUGGAAGUUACUCCCCUGUGUCCAAACCACUUAAUGUUUUCCCAAUGAGAACUGUCCUCCAUUGCAAGAGUGGUCUCUGUUUAGUGUUGAUCAGAUUUUCCAGGAUGGCCUCAGUGUUGAUUCGUGAACUGCUGACUUAAGAUCCUGUAAGGAAACCUUUUAUUUGCUGUGAUCUAACACCUCUAACUUUAGUGAUAUGGAGCAGAAUGCAAUAAUACCAUCUAAAAGAAAACUACAUGGAAUUAUGUCAUUGACAUUUUUGAUGCAACAUGUAAACUUGACAAUAAUAAAGGGUAAAAUG